AUGGCUUCCUCACUGGUGCCCGACUUUUCAUCGGUUAUGGUGGUUCUGGAGCGUUUAAAGGAGCUGGACGAAUACCUGAAAGAGGAGGAGGUACCGUUUGCACCUGAGGCCAGCCUCCACCUGAUGGAGAUAACGGCUGCUGUCAGCGAGCUGGAGGCAGACAGGCGCGCUGCUCGUGAACACUUGGAAGUGGAAAGUAUAGAAAACAGCAAACUGAGACACCAGAUCAACAACAUGCGUGAACAAAUGAGCAAGGAGAUCAUGGCUGAUGUAGCAGCGGCGCGAGCAUCGAAUGCCGAGGAGAUCCAGCAACUGUGCAAAGAUCUCAGUGCAGUCUCUCAGCUCCAAGAAGAAGCUACGAAAAUGCAGGAAUCCCUUCUCAGCCAAAACAAGUCCCUGUACCUGGAGCGGGAUCAGGCAAAGGCUAACCAUGAUACCAUCAUGGCUACUCUGAAUGAUCUACUUGCCCUAAAGUACAGCUCACAGAUGCAACUGAAUAUGACGUGGGAGAAUAUAGAGGAGCUGAAGUCCUGCAUUGCUGGCAUCGAGCAGGACAGGUUAACCCUGGAGCAGAACAUGAAGCUGGAGAGACAAGCCUCCUCCGUGAAAAGAAAUGACCUCUUGGAAGAGGUGAGCAAUGCUGAGGAGCAGACAGAGCAGCAAAACCACCUGAACAGGAGUAGCAGAAGAGAGCUGGAUAGCAUUACCAACAAGAAAGACAAAGCCCAGGGACGGCUGGAUGAGCUCAUGGAUGAGUUGGGUAAGGUCGAGAACAACAUACACAGACUGAAUGUGUCACGGCACCAUCAUGAGGAGCAGCUGGAAGUCCAAAAGCAACGGGAGCUGAGGCAACAGAGGGAUCUGCUGAAGGAGGAACUGCAUGAGUUGGAGGAAGCCUUCAGCCUCACUGUGCAGAACUUGCAAGAGGAAAUCGUCACAAUGGACAGUAAAAUAAAGGAGGGCAGAGCAUCAAAACAGCAUUUAGAGGCAGCCCUGACUCAGGUCUGUGAGGUGUUCAAGCAUCGGUACACUAAAGAGAACUUGGUCAGGGCUGACCAUCAGCAGGUCUCCCAGCAGCUGGAGUGGUCCAGGCUGCAGCUGGAGGAGUGUAUUGCCUCCAUCAUCAAGCAUGGCAGGGAGAUCAAAGAGAUGGAGAAGCAGGUCAAAGAGCUCAAGGAAACUGAUGUAAUUAACAAGCGUCUCUUUGAGAGGAAUCAGGAAGAGCUACGCGGCAACAUGGAUGCAGGAGAAAAGAAUGUGGGCUGGCUUCAGGAGGAGAAAGAGCGACUCCUGCAGCUCCUGGAGGAGGCAAAGAGGAAACAGGAGGAGCAUAUUGAGAAAAUGACAUCUGACAUCAGUAGUACCCAGAGAAGAUAUGAGGAGCUGCUUCAAAAAAAAGAAGCGCUCCUGAAGCAGGAGCCCAAGACCACUGAUGCCAGCCUCCUGAUGAGGCAUGUGACCCGGUCCAAGGAGGAGUACGAAAGAAUCGAGAGCUGGCAGCGCCAGGAGUUACAGCAGCUCACCACUGACGUCGACAAGGUUGCUCAGAGUGUUAAGGAGAAGCAGAGGAAGGUGGAGGAGAAGGAAAAGAUUCUGAAGAAGGUGGAGGCCGACUGGAGCGAUGAGCAGAACAGGCACCACAGGCUGGAAGUGCUUCUCAAUGAGCUGAGGAAGAGGAGGAGUGAGCUGGAGCUUUCAAUUCAGGCACUGAAGGAGAAAACCAGUGAACUCCUUCAGCCCAAAGAGGACAUGAAGGCUGAGCUGGAGGGGCUGCAAACGUGCCACAUCAACACGCUCCACAGACAGGCAUCUGAGCUGAGAGCCGUGGAGGUGGGCAUCUACGACUGUGGCGUGAAACUGGAGCAAGUCACCAUGGAGAACAGCAGGCUGCAGUUCCAUAUCAGUCAGAUGACGGAGGACAUCAAAACAGCCAAACAGGAGACGCACAAAUACUGGCAGGAGGCUCAGAAGUUCAGGCAAGACACAGAGGCAUUAUGGGAAAGCUUACAGCAAGCCUGGGCGGAGGAUUUAAUGUUAACCCAGGACCACGAGAGCAGUGAAGGCGUCCUGUUCAUGUCGAUUAGUUCUCUGCUUGACCGUCUGAAGAAUCGGAAACAGCAGUUAGGAAACAUUAGCAUGCUCCUUCACCAACAAAUGCUCGACUUCAGCAAACGACUGGGAGACAAGACCACAGCGAAACUAUGCAGCUGACUUUAUCCAGGAUGA
Messenger RNA from Pelmatolapia mariae (spotted tilapia), 2226 nucleotides. RefSeq names its product coiled-coil domain containing 175 (gene ccdc175). The coding region runs from base 1 to 2211 and encodes 736 amino acids. The record is from RefSeq and is a predicted model, not a curated record. The transcript has a single exon. Lineage: Eukaryota; Metazoa; Chordata; Actinopteri; Cichliformes; Cichlidae.